This is a messenger RNA of Erythranthe guttata (spotted monkey flower), 2225 nucleotides long. RefSeq names its product Pentatricopeptide repeat (PPR) superfamily protein. Gene Ontology annotation, molecular function: protein binding; RNA binding. NCBI's taxonomy places the organism in Eukaryota, Viridiplantae, Streptophyta, Magnoliopsida, Lamiales, Phrymaceae. Gene Ontology annotation, biological process: RNA modification. The record is from RefSeq and is a predicted model, not a curated record.
AAACUCCUAACCAGAGAUGAAAUUCAGCACCAUGAGAUUAUUUUCGCUGUUACACAGAAAAAUCAAUCGUCCGACGGUUUCAAAACCCUACUCCCAAUUCACGAUCUCUACUUCUGCACAGUUCCACAACACCGAAUUCAAUUCGAUCCAAUCGAUUUCAGAGAACCCCACUUUCUGCCUUUUGAAUCUCUGCAGAUCGAUCUCUUCCCUCCAAAAUACCCUUCUGAUUGUUGAUGGCGGAACCGAUGACCCUUUACUGAAAACUAAAUUAGUCGGUAUGUAUGGCUUAUUCGGGUAUGUUAACAAGGCGCGGCUGCUGUUCGACGAAAUUCCUCACCCAGAUUUUGGUUCGUGUAAAGUGUGACUGAUGAUCAGGUGGUACUUCAUGAAUAAUCUUUACGAGGACAUUAUUGCGUUCUAUAAAUUUAUGAGGAGGAGAUUUUUGGUUCCUGAUAAUAUGAUUUUUUCGAUCGUGUUGAAGGCGUGCACCAAAUUGAGGGAUUUAAGUGAAGGGAGGAAGCUGCAUUGUUGCAUACUUCAGAUUUGCAGUCCGGACAGCUUUGUGCUGACUGUGCUUGUUGAUAUGCAUGCAAAGUGUGGAGAACUCAAUACCGCUCGCAAGAUGUUUGAAAGAAUUCCUGACAGGAAUGUGGUUUGUUGGACCUCAAUGAUUGUUGGUUAUGUGCAGAAAAAAUGCGCGAAAGAAGGGUUACUAUUGUUCAACCAUAUGAGGGAUUGCCUUGUCGAAGCAAAUGCUUACACUUCAGGGAGUAUAAUAUCAGCAUGUGCAAAACUAGGGGCUUUGCACCAGGGCAAAUGGGUGCACGGAAAUGUGAUCAAGAACGGGAUUGUAAUGAAUCCCUACUUGUUUACCUUAAUUUUGGAUAUGUAUGUCAAAUGCGGGGCUAUAAAGGAUGCCCGAUCGAUUCUCGAUGAGUUUCAUAUUAUUGAUCUUGUUUCUUGGACAGCCAUGAUUGUGGGGUAUGCACAAAAUGGCUUCGCCGAAGAAGCAUUACUCUUGUUCAUUGACAAGAAAUGGCAAGAUGUUUGUCCUAACUCAGUUACAUUGGCUAGUGUACUGUCAGCUUGUGCGCGGUCUGAAAAUCUCUGCAUGGGUUCGUUAGUUCACGACCUAGGUUUAAAACUAGGGCAAGACGAUGCCAAUGUAAUGAACGCGCUAGUGGACAUGUUCGCCAAGUGUAGUAGGAUAGAAGAUGUUGCUUGUCUAUUUGAGUCCAUCAUAGAUAAGGAUGUUGUCUCGUUGAACUCGAUUAUAAGCGGUUAUUCUCAAAACGGAUAUUCUCACAAAGUUCUUAGAUUGUUCAACCGCAUGAGGUCAAAUCGGGUCCCGCCCGAUCCAGUCACUAUAGUGGCUCUACUAUCCGCUUGUGCUUCUCUUGGAGACUUUCGAAUUGGCUCUUCUUUUCAUGCUUACUCUAUAAAAGAAGGUUUUUCUGUGUCUACUAGUGUAUAUAUCGGAACAUCACUUCUGAACUUAUACGCCACAUGCGGUGAUGCAGAAUAUGCUCGAGCGGUCUUCGAUGACAUGGCGUGGAGUGCAAUGAUUGGCGGUUACGGAAGGCAAGGUGACUCGAACGAGUGCAUCGAACUUUUCGAUAAAAUGGUGAAGGAGAAUAUGGGGCCCACCGAUAUAAUUUUUACGACGAUAUUAUCCGCUUGUAGCCAUAGUGGGAUGAUAAAUGAGGGUUGGAGAUAUUUCGGUAGAAUGUGCGAAUAUUACGAUUAUACCUCUUCGAUGAGGCACUACGUGUGUAUGGUGGAUUUGUUGGCUCGUUCUGGAAGGCUCGAGGAAUCUUUGGAGUUCAUAGAGAAUAUGCCGAUUGAACCCGAUUGUGCUGUGUUUGGAUCUUUUCUUCAUGGAUGCGGCGUGCAUUCGAGAUUUGAUUUGGGGGAUUUGGCUGUAAGAAAGAUGCUUGAGCUUAGUCCUGAUGAUCCAGGGCAUUAUAUGCUUAUGUCUAAUUUGAAUGCUUGUAGAGGGGGGUGGGGGCAGGUUGGUCAUUUCAGAGAUUUGAUGAACAGUGGAGUUUGAGGAAGAAGAUUGGGUGUAGUCAUGUUGACUUAUGUGGUUAAUAAAAUUAUUGUUUUUAUUAUCAGCAGCAGGGCUGAAAAUCGAACAGAUCGAAUCGGACUAGCACUUUUUUGUAAACAAUUCAAUUUUUUUUGGAAAUGAAAAACCAAUUCUAAUUCCGUUCCAAAAAAAAUUG